ACUCGCAUACGACAAAAGCUCUUCAAGUGGGAAAAAUCUGUUAGUCCACUCCCAAUUUUAUGACGAUUCUUGCAGUUUGCAAACGUCAAUUACCAACCCACUCUCCACCAUGUUCUUUUAUUCUGUUUAGAACUAUUUAGAAUUUUAGUUUACAGAAUAUGGCUGCGAGUCUUUCACCUACGCUAUAUGCAAUCUCAGUUUCGUCCACAAAUUGUAAAACCCCCACUUCUUUCGGCUUCCAAAACAUUUGCCGUUAUAAUCCGCACUCUUCCCAUCGAUUAAAAGCUACUGGAAAGUUGUUUCGAGUCCAAGCAACAGUUUUGCGAGAAAAUGAGGAGAAAGUGGUAGUAGAGGAAACAUUUCAACCCAAAACUAUUACUGAUGAGAAGAAAGGAGGAGGAGGUGGAAAGCCUCCGGAUGAUUCAUCAUCCAAUGCGUUGGAGAGAUGGGUUAUCAAGCUUGAACAAUCUGUCAAUGUCUUUCUCACGGAUUCAGUGAUAAAGAUUCUCGACGCUUUGUACCGCGACCGAGAUUAUGCAAGGUUCUUUGUGCUGGAAACUAUUGCAAGAGUUCCCUAUUUUGCUUUUAUAUCUGUUCUGCACAUGUAUGAGAGUUUUGGUUGGUGGAGAAGGGCAGAUUAUCUCAAAGUGCAUUUUGCUGAGAGCUGGAAUGAAAUGCACCAUUUACUUAUCAUGGAAGAAUUGGGGGGUAAUGAUUGGUGGUUUGAUCGGUUUCUUGCUCAACAUAUAGCGAUCAUCUAUUAUAUUAUGACAGUCUUUAUGUAUACAUUAAGUCCAAGAAUGGCUUAUCACUUUUCUGAAUGUGUAGAAAGCCAUGCAUACGAGACCUAUGACAAAUUUAUCAAAGCACAAGGAGAGGAGUUGAAAAAAUUGCCUGCUCCUGAAGUUGCUGUAAAAUACUACACUGGGGGUGACCUAUACUUGUUUGAUGAAUUUCAAACUUCCAGAGCACCCCAAUCUCGAAGGCCAGAAAUAAAUAAUUUGUAUGAUGUGUUUUUGAACAUCAGAGAUGAUGAAGCUGAACACUGUAAGACCAUGAAGGCUUGUCAGAUUCAUGGAAACCUGCGCUCCCCUCAUUCAUAUGUUGAAGAUGCUUUGGAGGAUGUGUCAGAUUGUGUCCUUCCUCAAGCAGAUUGUGAAGGGAUUGUUGAUUGUAUAAAGAAAUCUCUAACAUCUCCUCCAUCAAAACAAGACAUUGGAGGGAAAAACAAAUAACUUAUCUGAGUUCAUUAAUACUAAUAAACAGAAUGGAUCCUAUUUCCUAUAUAUUAUCCUUUUAUUCAAGGCUUCAAUAAAUUCUUGUCAUGUCGAAGUUUGUAUUUUGUGGUACAAAAUCUGUCCAUGUCAAUGUAACAUAAGGAUGUUAUUCUAAAUGAAGUUCAGCAUAACAAUAACGGAUGCUAACCAAGAGCCCAAGUUUCCCUCCAGAAUCCGCCCCAAUAUCCUCUCCUCCAUCAAUUGCUCUUUCCCGCUUUUCAAACUUUUGGGGGCCAACAGCAAUGAAACUCGAUCUUUUUGAUGGCGAGAUUUUCACGUUCAUUGAACCCUUGCUGCGAGAUAAUCCGCCUCUGGCCAACUAUCCUGCCAUUGUAGCAGAUGCUGAGAAUGACUGAGACAUAGAGGACCUGUUUGUGCCACCUCUGAACUGCACCAUGGUCGAUAUUGGCAUCUUCAGGUCUGGUUUUCCGGAUUCUGCCAACUUCAGCUUCUUGCAAUCCCUUGGUCUCUGUUCUAUCAUGUAAGUAAAUAUUGUACCAGACGAAACAAAUGAUCAGUAUUUUAAACUAUAGUUAUUCAUCAUGCGAUUUCAAA
Hevea brasiliensis (rubber tree) is the source of this 1832-nucleotide messenger RNA. Its product is annotated as ubiquinol oxidase 4, chloroplastic/chromoplastic. Gene Ontology annotation, molecular function: alternative oxidase activity. Lineage: Eukaryota; Viridiplantae; Streptophyta; Magnoliopsida; Malpighiales; Euphorbiaceae. Bases 159 to 1235 code for a protein of 358 amino acids. The record is from RefSeq and is a predicted model, not a curated record. Gene Ontology annotation, biological process: alternative respiration. The transcript has 9 exons. Gene Ontology annotation, cellular component: mitochondrion; thylakoid.